Molecule: messenger RNA, 1684 nt
Organism: Pelodiscus sinensis (Chinese soft-shelled turtle)
Lineage: Eukaryota; Metazoa; Chordata; Testudines; Trionychidae
Source: RefSeq, a predicted model, not a curated record
AUGACUUUAAAAAUAGACCUUAUGAAUGUUACCAUUUCCAGUUUAGAAACCUUUGUUAUGAUCUGCCUUGGAUCCCAGGCUAGGAGACACCUUUAUCCAGUAGAUAUAUUAGCAGGUAAUCCUGAAGUUCUCCAAGAAGCAACUGAAGCCUACUAUGAAAAGCUUCUGCAGCAAGCUUCAUCUCCUCCUGAGUUUUUUUCCAUUCCUUGUGGAGAGAAGGUUAACAUUGAAGAUUCCUGUAUGUGUUUCCUUCCUGUGUACCGAGAAGACCCAAAAUAUAAAAUUUUGGUGUUAACAGCUCCACAGGAUAAAGAAAAAGUAUUGGCAGUUUACCUUAACCAGUCCUGGUGGUCCAUUGAAGAUGUAUUGAAGACUGCUGAUUCCUCUAGAGAAGGACUUAUACAGGUCCAAACAUUUGGAGAAAGGAUUGUCCUCUUUGUUCUCAACUACAUUAUUUUUGGACUGUUAGAAAGGAGUUCAGCUAAUGAUACAUUCUUUGUAUCUCAUUCCGCCAAGGAGUCUGCCAAAAUAUUCUGGAGGAAUGGAGAUGCUGUUGCUUUUUACACAGCCAAAAUGAAAGGAAGCCUGUGUGAUGAGAACACCAGUCAAUGCUAUCUGCUCCCAGUUUUGGAUACUGUAUUUGUCCGGAGAAAGUACAGAAGAUGUGGCCUGGGUAUGAAAAUGCUGCAUGAUUUCUGUCAGUCAUUUGUGACCGAAGAUGCCUUGGGGAUCAGCUGCCCUAUUUCUGCUGACAUGUACCAAGUUUGCCAGAAAUUCUUGCAGACCUACCCAGAGGAGCAGGAUCGACUGUGGGAAGUGGAAGCACCGGGGGACUGGAGCCAGCGUGUUAGUAUCUGGUUAAAGAUUCAGCUGGAGCCAACCUUUUCAGAAAAAAACACAGUUCAUCAGACUGCUUCAGAGCAGGAAGGGGGCUGUCCAGUAGAGAGACCUCAGGAUGGUGAACCCAGAUGCUUAUGUGCAGGCCAGAUUAAUGAGGGAGGUGUACGCAUUCCUGGUAUUAGGAUAGUGGCACAAGAAGCCAGAGACAAUAAAGAUAAUACAGCAGGAGACGCAAGGACAUUAUCCCUGCACAUUUCCAAGGAGGAGGACUUGAGUCAAGGUACAGCUGAUAAGCAGCAAUGUAAGGGAUCUAGGAAAAGAGCAAACACUGUGAGCCAGCUUGAAGACCAGGCUGUUAAGCAUCUCCGAAUGAUGCUUUAAUUGCCUAACUCAAGGAGCAAGAGCCAUUGUGCAGUUGUAAAAGGCUAAAAAUAAUAGACUAAAAUAAUCAUAAUCUUUAACCACACUGAGAUUUUUCCAGAUUAGUUACAAGUGCUAUUCAAGGCAAAUACUCUGAAUCUUGAUGCUUAUUUAAAAAAAAAAAAAAAAAAAAAAAAAGAUUGUUUUUCUAGUUCUUUUCUUUUGCUUCUUUCCUUCCAGGAAAUUAAAUAGUAGUCAAGUCUUGUUAUUUUCCUGUUCUGAAAAGGUUUUAAUGGAUUGCGUUAGAUGUCUAGAAAGAAGUAAUUAGGUGACUGGUAGAUACUGAUGUAAAAAGAUAUUUCUAUGGAAACAACAUCUUGUAUUAUUGGAGAGAGGUACUUUAGUACAGGUUGGUAUCAGAACAACGGCUGUAUAACCUACCUUUCAAAAAAGAAUAAAUGAUCUGGAAAUACUUUCAGCGGAA